AUGUUAGGAUUUUUUGAUGUUUUAGAAAAAAAUAGAUAAGACGAAAAUAAAUUAAAAUAGGUCGUUGAAGAUUAUGAAAAUUUAAAAUAUUUUAGCGAUAAUUUAAAAGAAAAAAAAGAAGUCGAAAAGCCUUUUUUUGAUGAAUAAAAUGCACAUCUUGAAAAAAUGAUUUAAGAAUAUUAUGAAUUAUUAAAAAAUAAAGGAAUGGCUAUAAAAGAAAAACAAGAAUUAGUUUAAUAACAAAAAUAAAUGGAAAAAGCUAUUUUAUAAGCAGUAGAAGAUAUUAAAAAAAUGGGAGAAUAAAACUAAAAAGAAAAGCAUAAAAUAGUAAGAUCUCCUUUAAAAAUAAAGGAUUAAUAUUAUUAAACAGAAAAGGAUUUAGAAAAUGUAUAAAAUUCAUUAAAAGAAUUAAAUUAAGUAAUAUAAAUGUUAUAAUUUAAAAUUGAUAUUUACUAAAAUAUAAUAAGUAAAUUUAAAAAAUCGUGCUUCUUACCUGCUUAAAAAAUAAAUGAAACUGCAAAAAAAGAUAUUGAAACAAAAAAAAUAUGUAAAUAAUUGAAAAAUGAACAUAAAGAAUUAUAAAGCGAUUUAUUAAGAAAAAAUGAUGAAUUUUAAGUAUUUUUUUUUUAAAAAAAAAAAAAAAAAAAAAAAAAAGUAUAAAAAUAUUUUUUUUAUUUUUUAUAGAUUUUAAAUUAAAAAGAAGGGGAAAUUAUUUAAUAAUUAGAAAAGAAAUAAAAAAAUAAUAAAGAAAAAACAAAAUAUUAUGAAGAAGAAUUAAAAAUAUUAGUCUAAGAAUAAAACAAACUAGAAUAAGAAAAAAAUUACCUAACUUAAUCUUAAUAGGAAAUAUAAAUUAUGAGAAAUAAUUUAGAAUAUACAUUAAACGAAGAAUUAAGAAAUCAUCACGAAUUUAUGAGUGAUAAGUAAAUUUAAAUGACUUAUUUAAUUAAUGGAUUUAAAGAAUAUAAAUAAAAUAUAUUUUUAAUGUUAGAUGAAUUAGAAAAUUAAUGA
This is a messenger RNA of Ichthyophthirius multifiliis, 1011 nucleotides long. RefSeq lists its product as hypothetical. The transcript is spliced from 3 exons. The record is from RefSeq and is a predicted model, not a curated record. NCBI's taxonomy places the organism in Eukaryota, Ciliophora, Oligohymenophorea, Hymenostomatida.